AUGUCCUUAACUGUGCAACAAAUCGACGAAUUGAAAGCCGCCUUUGCUUCGUUUGAUAAAGACGGAAGUGGAACGAUUGAUGGAAACGAUUUGGGUCAUUUGAUGAAAACAUUAGGAGAGAACUUUAAAGGAAUCGAGCUACAGGCUUGCACGAAUCAACGCGUCGACUUUUCCACUCUUCAGCAAAUGAUCUCAAAGAAGAAUGACGAUUCGAAAAGAGAAUCCCAUCUCCGAAAGGCUUUUCAGAUGUUCGACAAGGAUCAAAACGGUUUCAUUUGUCGCGAUGAGUUACGACAAGCGAUGUUGGCUGAAGGGGAAACGAUAAAUGAAGCAGAAUUAGACAAAAUGAUGGCCGAAGCUGAUGUGAACGGAGAUGGAUUGGUGAAUUAUGAUGAGUUUAUCGGUUUCUUGUUCAAA
This is a messenger RNA of Mesorhabditis belari, 417 nucleotides long. Lineage: Eukaryota; Metazoa; Nematoda; Chromadorea; Rhabditida; Rhabditidae. The record is from the annotation of a GenBank genome assembly.